AGCGCGGCGGGCUAGCGGGCGGGCUUGGGUCUCCAGAUGGUGGGACGUAGCGUCUUUAUUUACUUACUUAAAAAGAAAAUCUCAAAAAGGUUAAUGUGGUCAGGACACUACAUACAUAUUUCAAACGCCUACUAUUUUUCUGUGCCUACUAUGCGAGAUACUUAUGGACUGGGAGAACUCUCUGGGCGAAGGGGGCGGGUGGAAAGAAUGGAGGUUCCUGUGGCUUGGGGCGGGACCCCAGACUGGCAUCUUCAGAGCGCCGCUCCAAGGCUGUUCGGCAGGAGGAUUUCCUGUGUUUUCAGAUGGAUUUUAAAAUUGAACACACUUGGGAUGGUUUUCCAGUGAAGCAUGAGCCAGUGUCUGUCAGGCUGAAUCCAGGUGACAGAGGAGUGAUGAUGGAAGUUAGUGCUCCAUUUUUCAAUGAUCCUCCAGCCCCACUCGGAGAACCGGGAAAGCCAUUCAAUAAACUGUGGGAUUAUGAAGUUGUGGAAGCGUUUUUCUUGAAUGAUGUAACUGAGCAGUAUUUAGAGGUUGAACUUUGUCCCCAUGGACAACAUUUAGUACUUUUGCUCUCUGGAAGAAGAAACGUGUGGAAACAAGAACUUCCUUUAUCAUUCAGCGUUUCCGGAGCGGAGACAAAAUGGGAAGGCAAAGCCUAUCUUCCUUGGAGUUAUUUUCCACCAAACGUGACAAAAUUCAAUUCAUUUGCAAUUCAUGGAUCAAACGAUAAAAGAAGUUAUGAAGCUCUUUACCCUGUACCUCAGCACGAACUGCAACAAGGACAAAAACCUGAUUUCCAUCGUCUAGAAUAUUUCAAACCUUUCAAUUUUAACACACUGCUUGGAGAAGAAUGGAAACAACCAGAAUCAGACCUAUGGCUAACAGAGAAAUCUGAAAUAUAA
Messenger RNA from Tupaia belangeri chinensis (Chinese tree shrew), 902 nucleotides. RefSeq names its product chromosome unknown C4orf33 homolog (gene CUNH4orf33). The transcript is spliced from 6 exons. Lineage: Eukaryota; Metazoa; Chordata; Mammalia; Scandentia; Tupaiidae. The coding region runs from base 303 to 902 and encodes 199 amino acids. The record is from RefSeq and is a predicted model, not a curated record.